AGUUGAAACUUGAAAGCGAAGAGGGGAGGGGGAAGAGAGUGAUGAUAUUUAGGGUGGGACGGCAAUAAUUUAUGAGAGCAAAUCUGGUUUUGGGGGGUCUCAUUCUCUCUCUGUCUUUCUCUACAGUUUGUCAAUCUUAUCCCUGUUUGGUCUCAGUGACGGUUGCUUUCUCUUUUACCUGUUGCCAUUGAAGUGGAAUUGGGGAAACCUCUGCUUGCUUCAGAGAAUAGAAAGCAGUGCUUCCUCCCCCAUAAGAUUCCAUCUGGGUCUUGCUCAGAAUCCAUUCAUGGAAGCUUCCUCACCCAUCUCAAUGCAACAAACUCCUCAGAAAGACCAGCCGGAGGCAUCCCCCAAGCCUUUCAGGAAAAGAUUUGUGACCUCGUUGAUGGAGGCCGCUACCCUUCGCUCCCCUUCCUUCAAGGAGGACACCUACUUCGUGUCCCGCCUCAAGUCUUCAGAGAAGAAGGCACUGCAGGAGUUCAAAGACAAGCUAGUGGCCUCUCAUGGGUCUGACUCCAUGUGGGGCAUUCCUCUCUUGGGUGGAGACGAGAGAGCCGAUGUCAUACUACUGAAGUUUCUGCGAGCCAGAGACUUCAGGGUCGCCGACUCCUUUAACAUGCUGGAGAAGUGCUUGGCUUGGAGAAAAGAGUUCGGAGCGGACGACGUCGCUGAGGAGGACCUGGGGUUUAAGGAGCUCGAAGGUGUCGUGGCUUACAUGCACGGGUACGACAGAGAAGAACAUCCAGUUUGCUACAACGCCUAUGGGGUUUUCAGAGACAAGGACAUGUACGAGAGAAUCUUCGGGGACGAAGAGAAGCUCAAGAAGUUCCUGAGGUGGAGAGUUCAAGUCCUCGAGAGAGGCAUCAAACUUCUGCAUUUCAAGCCCGGUGGUGUUAACUCCAUCAUUCAGGUGACUGAUCUCAAAGACAUGCCCAAAAGAGAGCUCAGGGUCGCUUCUAACCAGAUUCUCUCUCUCUUCCAAGAUAAUUAUCCAGAAAUGGUUGCCCGGAAGAUUUUCAUCAACGUCCCCUGGUACUUCAGCAUUUUGUAUUCAAUGUUCAGUCCAUUCCUGACCCAACGAACCAAGAGCAAGUUUGUGAUCUCUAAGGAAGGAAAUGUUGCAGAAACCCUUUACAAGUUCAUAAGGCCGGAGGAUGUGCCGGUGCAGUACGGCGGGCUGAGUAGACCCAGCGACUUGCAGAAUGGCCCGCCAAAACCAGCCUCCGAGUUUACCGUGAAAGGAGGGGAGAAAGUGAACAUUCAAAUUGAGGGCAUUGAGGCCGGCGCCACAAUAACAUGGGACAUAGUGGUGGGAGGGUGGGACUUGGAAUACAGCGCAGAGUUCGUGCCCAACGCUGAAGGCAGCUACACCAUUGCUGUGGAGAAGCCGAGGAAGAUGGCCCCCUCCGAAGAAGCUGUGCACAACUCCUUCAUGUCGCGAGAGGCUGGCAGAUUAGUGCUCUCGGUCGACAACACCGCCUCCCGGAGAAAGAAGGUGGCUGCUUACCGAUACGUCGUCCGCAAAUCCACCGUAGUCUAGCUUCAAAUCAUAAUAAAUCUAAGUGCAUUUUGAUUAUUACCCUUUUUCUUUGUUCUUUUGGGGAGUUUGAGCAAUGCUUGUGAACCUUGUGUCAUCUUGAUAGCAGUUUGUACUUUGUAGUAGUGUAUCACCGUGGUGUAUAAAAUGGUGGGCAUUAUAUGGCUUAAUAUAUAGAAGAAAAAGCAUAUCAACGUUGCCAAUUCAAGUACA
Vitis vinifera (wine grape) is the source of this 1750-nucleotide messenger RNA. Its product is annotated as patellin-6. The record is from RefSeq and is a predicted model, not a curated record. Gene Ontology annotation, molecular function: lipid binding. Lineage: Eukaryota; Viridiplantae; Streptophyta; Magnoliopsida; Vitales; Vitaceae. Bases 287 to 1540 code for a protein of 417 amino acids. The transcript has 5 exons.